This is a messenger RNA of Aplosporella prunicola CBS 121167, 345 nucleotides long. RefSeq lists its product as uncharacterized. Bases 1 to 345 code for a protein of 114 amino acids. The transcript has 2 exons. Gene Ontology annotation, molecular function: protein heterodimerization activity; structural constituent of chromatin; DNA binding. Gene Ontology annotation, biological process: nucleosome assembly. NCBI's taxonomy places the organism in Eukaryota, Fungi, Ascomycota, Dothideomycetes, Botryosphaeriales, Aplosporellaceae. The record is from RefSeq and is a predicted model, not a curated record.
AUGUCUACUUCGAAGAAGAAGAUCCAGAUCCCGGCCAAACACAUAGGCGCCGGAAAGUCUCCUGCCUACCGUCGCCACAGAAAGAUCCUCAAGGAUAGCAUCCUUGGUGUGACGCGUCCCUCCAUCCGGCGGAUCGCCCGUCGUGCUGGCGUCUACAGAAUUUCGGAGCCGAUCUACAACAGCUUACGCGAGGUCAUCAGGACCAAGCUCUACGAGCUGCUGCGUGCCAUCGUCACCGUCGUCGAGUACCGCGACCGCAAGACCGUGACUGUUGCCGACGUCGUGUGGGUCUUGAAGCGCCAGGGCCGUGCCAUCUACGGUUUCGGUGAGGGCGAGAGGGUCUGA